This is a messenger RNA of Seminavis robusta, 1956 nucleotides long. The record is from the annotation of a GenBank genome assembly. Lineage: Eukaryota; Bacillariophyta; Bacillariophyceae; Naviculales; Naviculaceae.
AUGGCGUCGGAUCAGGAAACUACGCAACAAUCUGCUGCGAAAGAAGAUCGGAAAAAGCGUCGAAAGCGACGAUGGGGAGCUGCCGCACCCGAGGCGGCUCCAGCUCCCGCCCCGCCCUCUGCUGCUGCUGCCCCCUUGGAUGCCCGAGCCAAAGCGUUGGCACUGCAAGAGAGUAUCCGUGCCAAACUGGCAGCCCUCAAGAACAAACAACAACAACCCGCUUUGCCCGCCAAACGAACCGCUGAAAGUGAUGCUGCUCCAGCGUCCAAAAAGGCCCGAAUCUUUGAACUCGACUUUAACGAGACGGCUCCAACCUUUCAGAAGGAACAAGAACAAGUCGUGACGACUCUCAAAAAGAAAAAGGUGAAUCCCUACUUGAGUACUCCUGAUGUUGCAGAAGGAGGGCAAGCCGAAGGAGAAGAAGAGCAAGAUGAACAGAUGGAUGAACGUUUGGUUCGCGCUAGCAAGCCUCGGUCGCGCCACAAGACCAUGAACUUUAUCGAACCAGGAACCUUUGUGGAAAUUGCCGAACGAAAACGACAAAGGGCUGUCAAUGCAGCAGCCUCGGGAUUUACCAGUGGACGCAAGACGGGGCAGUUCGUAACACAGGCUACCAUGGCGCAAGUCUAUGGUGGCGGAGGCGGCGAAGAAGAUCAUUCCUUUCUGCAUCCCAGUUUGUUGCCAGAAAGGGCCGAACAUCGCUACGAUCACAUGCCGCUCGUCAUGGAAUGGUGGGACAUGGACCUGCUGCCUUCCAAAUUGAAAAAAUCGGUCGCGCAGCACGAAGGAAAAGCCUUGUCCGCACAAACCCAGGCGCAACUGCAGCAAUUGGGAGGAAAUGAUAAUAGUACUAUCAAGACGGAGGAAUCGGACAAGAUGGGUGAUGAUGACAAGGAUGAUGAUGAUCAAGAGAAAAAGAUGCCCGCGAAACCAUCUCCAAAACCAUUGCAAGAAUUGAGGACUUCGUGUUUCGAACAGGCCGCUCUGUCGUACUCCAAAACUGCCGCGUUGGUCCAACACAUUGUCCCGAUGAAACCACCUCAUGCCAGCAACGACGACGAUGAAGCCAAAAAUAAACCAGUCCUGUAUCUGACCAAGCGAGAACUGAAGCGACAACGCAAACUGCGUCGAGAAGUAAAGCAACGAGAGUUGCGGGAUCGCCAAGCAGCGGGUCUAGAAGCGCCACCGGAACCUCGAUUGACGCUCAAAAACUUUAUCCGGGUUCUGGGAGAUCAAGCCUAUUUGGAUCCCAGUCAAAUGGAACAAAAGGUGAUGGAACAAAUUCAAGCCCGCCAGAGGGCGCACUUGGAACGAAACCAAGCCAACAAGUUGACCAAAGAACAACGGGCUGCGAAAAAGAAUCAAAAAUUGCAACAAGAUGCCAACCAGGGUGCCACCAAAGUUGCCUUGUUCUUUGUCCAGGACAUGUCACACCCUUACCACCGCGCCAAGGUGGAUCUCAAUGCCCAGCAGAAUAUGAUCACCGGUGGUGUCUUGGAAUGUGAAAAUCCAUCCCUUGCAUGUGUCAUUUGCGAAGGCGGACAAAAAGCUAUUCAACGCUACAAACGGCUCAUGUGUGUUCGUAUGAAGUGGACCGGAACUGGUGAAGAUGACGACGAGGACGACGACGAAGAGAUGCCAACCGAAGAAGGGGCGGAAGAGGCGGCCCCAACACACAAAUUCAACAAGGACAAUCGUUGUGCGUUGGUCUGGGAAGGUCUUGUAGUAAAACGAUCCUUUCCCAAUUUUGUCUUUCAAUCCUGUGAAACAGCCGCCCAGGCCAGGAAGGUGUUGAAGGCCAAGGGAGUCGAACACUACUGGGACCAGGUCAUGGAGCACGCAAGAGGAGCCAAGAAGGGAUUCCAACUAAAGUUGGUGGACAGCGAUGAUGAUGAUGACGACGAUGGCAGCGACAACGGAGGAGGAGAAGUGGAAGCCAUGGACGAAGAGAGCUAG